This is a messenger RNA of Dendrobium catenatum, 1442 nucleotides long. RefSeq lists its product as uncharacterized. The coding region runs from base 151 to 1218 and encodes 355 amino acids. Gene Ontology annotation, biological process: protein peptidyl-prolyl isomerization. Gene Ontology annotation, molecular function: peptidyl-prolyl cis-trans isomerase activity. The record is from RefSeq and is a predicted model, not a curated record. The transcript has 5 exons. NCBI's taxonomy places the organism in Eukaryota, Viridiplantae, Streptophyta, Magnoliopsida, Asparagales, Orchidaceae.
GAGUUCGAGCCUGAUAUUUCGCAUUGACUCUGAUCGUGAUGCUGCUGCCCUAUCGAGUUAGGUGAGAAUACCGAUAUCGUCGUCUUCAGAAUCCGUCUGCAAGGUCUAGUCAACCAGAACCCUUGUUUCUCCCUCUCUGCCAUUUCCUCAAUGGGAAGGAAGCAGAGCGACCAGUCAGGCAGUGGGAGUCGGCGCUCGGUUUUGAUCCCCGUCCUUCUCUCCGUUACCUCCUGCAUCCUCGUUUACACGGUUUCGUCGUGGGUCAUGCGCCAUCCGAUGGACACCGCGUCGUCUGACGGCGGUUCAUCAACGAUUUUAGCGAGACUGGAACGAGUUGAUGCAGAGGUUGAGGGUGAAGAUAUGGGGGAGUGCUGCCGAGGAUUAGAGCAUUUGGAAUUAUGGGGGUCGGCUGUAAAAUGGGGAACCGAUCACAAGUUCAAUACCUCGAGAGAGUGCUGCCAAGCAUGCAAAGCCAUGUGCGGUGGCGUGGAUGGACCUUGCUUGUGCGAUUCGUGGGUGUUCUGCGGGGACAGAGAACGAUGCCGAGAGAAAUUCGGGGAGUGCUGGUUGAAGAAACAGAAGGAUGUCAUGCUUCCUGCUUUGCAAGAGUCAGGGGACAAAGUUAUUUGGACUUCUGGCCUUAUAUUUGGAAAGGGAGAGGGCAUUGUUAGCUUGGAAACAGAAUACGGAAACAUUCAUAUUAAACUUUUCCCCGAUUGUGCUCCACACUCCGUCGCUUACAUUGUUGAAUUACUGGGAGCUCGACACUGUGCCGGUUGCCGAAUUUACCGUGCCGAGGGACGGGGACACUCAUGGGAUCCUGUAGGAAACCACAUAACAGAGGCUUCCUUUGGCCCCCCUUACGCCCUUAUUCAAGGAACACUGGAAGCCGAAGGUCUUCCUUUCAAAGGUAUACCUGUAGAAGCUUGCCCCACAAUCAAAAGAGGCUCUGUUGCUUGGGUUGGUGCAGGCCCAGAGUUUUUCAUCAGCUUGGCUAAUCACCAUGAAUGGGUAAGAGCAUAUACCAUCUUUGGCUCUGUCCUUCCCGAAGAUAUGGAGAUUGCUGAGAAAAUUGCUGGACUUCCAACCAAAUCGGAUACAUGGAAUAGUGUUAAUGUAUCAGUGUUAGAGAAACCAAUUGAUUUGAAAAUCAAACGCAUUUCCACAAACAAUGGAGACCUCAAUCUUGGAAGCAAUGCAAACUCUGGCUCUAGCUGAUUUUGUUUCUUUCACAUUAUAAAAGGAAAUGAGAGACAAACUGUAUGAUGUUGUUGUAGGCGUUGAGGCUUUUUGCUGACUAAACAUUUUUUUUAUGCUUUUCCAUUUUUCUCUUCUGAAGUUGGAAGGUUCAAUGGUUUACUUGCAAGUAUUCCAAAGGAAAAAGAAAGGGAAGUUGCAGCUUCUUGUGAGUGUUCAAUGGAACUAGUUGCGUGUGUUCAUCA